Trypanosoma grayi is the source of this 399-nucleotide messenger RNA. RefSeq lists its product as hypothetical. NCBI's taxonomy places the organism in Eukaryota, Euglenozoa, Kinetoplastea, Trypanosomatida, Trypanosomatidae. The transcript has a single exon. The record is from RefSeq and is a predicted model, not a curated record. Bases 1 to 399 code for a protein of 132 amino acids.
AUGCGAGUAGCGGUGCCUCUCCGCCUUGCAGAGACGCACGCCAUCAAUGAUGCUCGCGUGGUUCAGCGCAUCCGAGAUGAUGGCGUCCUCCUCAUUCAGCAGCGCCUCAAAAACGCCGGCGUUCGCAUCGAAGCAGCUCGGGUACAGGAUGGUAUCCUCGGUUCCAAGGAAGUCCGUCAUGGUCUUCUCCAGCUUCUUGUGGAUGUCGGUGGUGCCGCAGAUGAAACGCACAGACGCCAACCCGUAGCCGUGUGUGUCCAACGCAUCUUUUGCUGCCUUAAUGACCUCUGGGUUCCCGGCAAGGCCAAGGUAGUUGUUGGCACAGAAGUUCAGCAGGGGCUCGGAAGAGGACUCGACGUUGAUCGAGGCGCUCUGCUUGGACGUGAUGACACGCUCUGA